Messenger RNA from Bacidia gigantensis, 1878 nucleotides. RefSeq lists its product as uncharacterized. The record is from RefSeq and is a predicted model, not a curated record. The transcript is spliced from 4 exons. Gene Ontology annotation, molecular function: flavin adenine dinucleotide binding; NADP binding; N,N-dimethylaniline monooxygenase activity. Bases 1 to 1878 code for a protein of 625 amino acids. NCBI's taxonomy places the organism in Eukaryota, Fungi, Ascomycota, Lecanoromycetes, Lecanorales, Ramalinaceae.
AUGGCCACCGCAGCAGUACAAACUCCAUCACACAAUCGAGUCGAGCCAGGUUCAAGCCAGCUGCAGCCCGCUUCUUACCCAGAGGUAGUCCCUCCUUCUGACAUUAAUGUCAAGGAGAUUACCAAGCAAUGGAUUGACCGCUUGAAUGAGACCUUAUCCGGUAGUGACUGGGAUACGAUCACCCAGCUGUUUCUUCCGGAGGCAUGUUGGCGCGACCAACUUGCGCUUUCAUGGGACUAUCACACCCUAGAUGGCCCCGACAAGAUAGCCUCUUUCCUGCGUUCCUCGCCCAAGGGCAGUCGUAUCAAGUCUAUUUCAAUUGACACCAGCAAUCCCAAGGUUGAGCCUCACAUUACAGCGGCAGACUAUCAUGGUCAAGUCAAGGGAAUUGGUGCAUUUCUGACCAUCGAAACGGAUGUUGGAAAAGGUAGAGGUCUAGUCAGGCUCCUACAAGAUCCCAGUGCCAAAUGGAAAGCAUUCACAAUCAUUACGGGUCAUGAGGAGACUGUGGGACACAACAGACCGCAGGGUGUCGACCACGGAGGACAUCCAGGGCGAAAGAAUUGGCUCGAGAGAAGGACAGCUAAGGAAAACUUUGAGGGAAACCUGGAGCCUACAGUGCUCAUACUAGGCGCCGGCCAAGGUGGUCUGACGAUUGCCGCAAGACUGCAACAAUUGAGUGUACCGUCGUUGAUCAUUGACCUAAACCCUCGAGUGGGUGAUAAUUGGCGCAACAGAUACCAUCAACUUGUGCUCCAUGAUCCGGUCUGGUACGAUCAUCUUCCAUAUAUACCAUUUCCGUCACAUUGGCCUGUAUUCACGCCGAAAGACAAGCUUGCGGAAUGGUUCGAGAGCUAUGCGAAACUCCUUGAACUCAAUGUAUGGAAUCAGACAAAGCUCACAAGCGCAAGCUGGGAUGGCCAGAAACGCCAAUGGACCGUGGAACUGGAGCGAAAGAAACCGGAUGGAUCGAUUGACCAUAGGACACUUCAUCCUCGACAUGUAGUCCAAGCAACUGGCCACAGCGGCGAAAUGUCCAUGCCUCAAAUCAAAGGCAUAGAUAUCUUCAAGGGAGAUAGUCUGUUUCAUUCGAGUCAAUUCAAGGGUGCGAAAGAAAAUGGACAGGGCAAGAAAGCAGUCGUUGUUGGCUGCUGUAACUCCGGUCACGACAUAGCGCAGGACUACUUUGAGCAUGGCUAUGAUGUAACGAUGGUACAGCGCUCUUCAACCUACGUUAUGUCAUCCAAGGCCGGCCUGGAUGUCUUGCUUGCUGGAAUAUACGUAGAGGAUGGACCGGACACAGAGGAUGCGGAUUUGAUGUUUAUGAGUAUCCCGAAUCGCAUGCUCAAGAGACUCCAUGUUGACGCCACCAAAGAGAUUGCCAAGAGGGAUGAAGAGCUGCUGAAAGGCCUUGAGAAAGCCGGGUUCAAGCUUGAUCACGGUCCCGACGAUGCAGGCUUCUUCAUGAAGUAUUUUCAACGAGGAGGUGGAUACUACAUCGACGUGGGUUGUAGCCAACUGAUAAUUGAUGGCAAGAUCAAAGUCAAACAAGGCCAAGAAAUCACAGAAGUCAAGGAACAUGGGCUGGCUUUCGGCGAUGGCACGGAGCUGGAGGCUGACGAGAUAGUUUUUGCUACAGGGUACCAAAACAUGCGCGGCACAGCCCGCAAGAUCUUUGGAGAUCAGAUUGCGGAACAAGUGAAAGAUGUUUGGGGAUUUGACGAGGAAGGAGAGUUGCGGACGAUGUGGAGAAGGACCGGACAUCCUGGCUUUUGGUUUUUCGGUGGUAAUCUGGCUCUUUGCCGCUAUUUCUCACGCAUGCUAGCACUACAGAUCAAAGCUUUGGAGGAAGGUAUCAUGAAGUAUGAAGAUCCGUGA